AUGGGCUGCCGAGUUUGUCGCGCGAGAAAGGUCAAAUGCGACGGCCGACCCAACGGGUGCCGCAAUUGCGAGCGCCUCCAGCUUGAAUGCGUCGACGAUGACGGAUCCAAGUCUGGCCGUCGUUCAGUUCCCGUCUCUCUGCGAAAGAUCCGGACAUACCGGUCCUGUACCAGCUGUCGCGUCUCCAAGACCAAAUGCGACGGCGACCGCCCGAAAUGCUCGCGAUGUUGCGCGAGGGACCUCGAGUGCCAGUACGACGGCGGCUCGGCUCCUCGCUGGGCCCGCCACCUGAGCAAGGCGCCCACCUCGGCUUCGACCGAGGAGGAUUUGAACUCUUCUCAGGAUGCUUCAUCCAUCGCCGGAGAAAGUACCACGUCGCGAAGCUUGAUCCAAUCCCGAGAGACCGACGACACGCCGUCCAAAUCGCAGAGAUCCAUCACCCGAGAAACGAGCAACGCCGUCCCUCCGAUUGAUUUUUCCGACGACACCGAAUUAUCUAUUCAUUCAUGGCUUGUGUCACCGGAUCUUCCGUCCGGGAACAACAUCCGUACUGUAGUAGACCACUACUUUGCAAACAUCCACCCCCUCCGAUGCUUUGCUUUUGUACAUCGGCCAUCUUUUACUCGGCAACUCGAUAAAGGUCUUGAAAAUGAUGAUGAAAAGGCGUUACUGUAUACUAUCUGCGCACAAGGAGCCAAAUUUUAUGCCUUGAGCCUCGAAGUAGAAGAUCAGGACGCCAAAGCAAGCUUGAUCCGUGCCGCAGGGAACCGUUGGGCACAGAAAGCUGAGCUGCUGGUUCUCACCAACUUUGGCAAGAUUUCCAUUCAAAGGCUCAUGACAUGCGUUCUACUCUACGACUUCCAUUUCCGCUUGGGAGAAUACACACAAGCUCUCAUGCUGAGUGGUCUCGCCGUCCGGAUGGCCCACGCCUUACAGCUCAACGUUGAAUUCUCCCCUGACAUCCUCUGUGCCGAAGCAAACGAAUCUGCCCCGCCGGCCGUCGAGAAGGAAAGCCGUAGAAGACUUAUGUGGGCUUGCUACAUCUUGGAUGCCUGGACGGGUAGCGGCGUUGACCAGUUGACCCUGCUGCGCGAAGCAGAUAUCAAGAUCCAGCUGCCGUGCAAUGAACGUAAUUUCAGGCUCCGGAUUCCUUGUGUAACCGAAACCCUUGGCGUGGGACACGUUUUGCAGUUUCUGCCUCCUGCCAUUGUUCCACGAAGGCCGGCUGCCAACAUGGGCAUCAUGGCUUACUACAUCCGAAUCGUCACGCUGUGGAAGCGGGUUGUCAGAUAUGUCAAGCACUUGAAUACGAGCCCGCCUCCCUGGCUUCCCGAAUCCGACUUUGCUGCUCUUGAUGCCGACUUGAGGUCAUGGGGUCGGCAUCUCCCCGAGUUUAUCUCAUACUCCACCGAUACCAUCUACGCCCGCCUGGAGUCGGAUCAGCUCGGUUCACUUGUCGUACUUCAUUGCACAUACCAUCACAAUCUUCUAGAUCUGUACAGAAUAUCCAUGCCGGAUCUGUUCAAGUUGAUAAAACCCUUCUACUUCCCGCCCAACCAGCAGGAGUUUCUACAGUCCUUGCAAGCCGACUGCUUUUACCACGCUCAGCAGAUUGCGAGCAUUCUUUCUGAGGCUGUUCGCCAUGGAGCACGUUAUUUAGCUGACAGUCUGCUUCCCUGCUUUGCUUAUGAUAGCAGUCGGGUUAUGCUCUACUAUAUCGCUCGGUUACUCGAUCUGAGCAGACCAGAUGCCGAGACCAUUGUUGCAGACGCCAUUAACGCUGUUGAAAGCAACAGCAAGAUCCUGAGGACCAUGGCUGCUUUGUUUCCCCUAGCUGAUUCUCUGGCCACUACGACGGAGAGAUGGCUUGCCAAGAUUCGCAAGAGCUUCGCGCAAGAUGAGCAUAUGAGUGACAUGCCUCGGCAGGAUGAUCAGGAUAGAUCACCAGUGCUUAAUGAAGGCUCCUCUCAGAGCAGCCCCGACGACACCCUCGGAGCGCUCGGGUUGACUCGCUUAGCCCGUGGCGAGGCUCGGGACACUAAACAUGGAGAGCACGACCCCUGGCAUAGGGGUAGUGGAAGUGUCAGCCCAACCAUGAGUAGGGCUGGACUUGGAAGCAAUUCGGGAUCAGUCUCGGGUCGGCGCAGUCAGCUUGAGGAAACGCCUGCUCGAUCCAAACUCCAACAUGAACAACCUGUGGCUUUGCGAACACCACCAGGAACCCUGACCUCACAUAUGGACAACCAGGCAGUUGACCUGAGCGACCUACAAAACUACUUGUCCUGGGACAUGUAUGGCAUCAUGGAAAUGAGCGAAGCGGGCCUGAAGGCUGGCAUUGAAGGCAACGCUCUGCCAUCCUGGACAGGCGCGAUGUAA
Molecule: messenger RNA, 2376 nt
Organism: Fusarium vanettenii 77-13-4
Lineage: Eukaryota; Fungi; Ascomycota; Sordariomycetes; Hypocreales; Nectriaceae
Exons: 8
Coding region: 1-2376 (791 amino acids)
Biological process (GO): regulation of DNA-templated transcription; DNA-templated transcription
Cellular component (GO): nucleus
Molecular function (GO): DNA binding; DNA-binding transcription factor activity, RNA polymerase II-specific; zinc ion binding
Source: RefSeq, a predicted model, not a curated record